This is a messenger RNA of Sphaerulina musiva SO2202, 2416 nucleotides long. RefSeq names its product eukaryotic type KH-domain (KH-domain type I). The record is from RefSeq and is a predicted model, not a curated record. NCBI's taxonomy places the organism in Eukaryota, Fungi, Ascomycota, Dothideomycetes, Mycosphaerellales, Mycosphaerellaceae. Gene Ontology annotation, molecular function: mRNA binding. Bases 102 to 1781 code for a protein of 559 amino acids. The transcript has 2 exons. Gene Ontology annotation, cellular component: nucleus; cytoplasm. Gene Ontology annotation, biological process: regulation of gene expression.
UCACUUCGUGACACUACACACCACACCGUCCGCCUCCCUCAAUCUACGACGAGAACUAGAGGUCCGCAUCGCGUGCGACACGCUCGACACCGCGUGCCAACAUGGCGCAACAAGCUGCCCCCGACAUCUCCCAAAUUCUCGCCGCAUUGGCCCAGUCGCAACCCGCAGCUCCAGCUGCACCGACGCCGCAGGGCCUUCCUCCCCACCAACCGCCGCCAGGAUAUGGUCAGCCUGGAGUGGGCGCUCCACCGCAGCAGCCCUACUUGCCUCAGCCUUCGAGCACCGGCAGUGUUGAUCUGCGCCAGAUCCAUCCUGUGAACAGUGGUUCCGUCAGCAUUCAAGACGCCAUCGCCAAAGCGCGCAACAUUGCCGAGAACCGUGGCAUAUCUUCAUUCGACCCCCGUCAACAGUCAGCAACACCGCGCGAGGACCCCAGAAUUUCCCGUAUGGGCUAUCCGCUCUCGCGUUCCCGAUCUCGCUCCCCAUCUCGACGCGACAAUUUCAGCGCGAACCCCUACCGCGACGAGCGUCGAGAGGAUCCCCGACGAGGCAGCUACCGCCGCUCUCCGAGUCCAGAUCGUUCGGGAGGGAGAGGUGGAGGUCGCAGCAGCGAUAACGGAACUGAGGCAGAGACCAUCCGCGUGAAGUCUGGCUUAGUGGGACUGAUCAUCGGGCGCAAUGGAGAAAAUCUCCGCAAGGUAGAAGCUGAGAGCGGCGCGAGAGUUCAAUUCGUUCAGGCAAAGGACUCGCAUGUCGCGGAGCGUCAGUGCACCAUCACUGGAAGUCAGCGGUCCCGAGAGGCAGCAAAGAACGCUAUUUUCCAGAUCAUCGAGGAGAACGGCGGCACUCCUGUCGCGCAGGAGAAGGGCGCGUACACCCCAGGUAUGCCCGGCCGCGCCAAAGUCAACCUUCCAGCGUUGCGCGACGGCGAGGCAAGCACACAGCUCAUGGUCCCUGACAAGACUGUUGGCCUCAUCAUCGGACGAGGAGGUGAGACGAUCAAGGACCUUCAGGAGAAGAGCGGCUGCCACGUCAACAUUGUUGGCGAGAACAAGAGCGUUAACGGAUUUCGCCCCAUCAAUCUCAUUGGCAGCGAGCGGGCUACCGCGACGGCUCGAGAGCUCAUUCUGGACAUUGUGGAAAGCGACAGCCGCAACGCGAGCUCUGGUCCUUCUCGCGACCGAGGUUUCGAACAGAAUCCACGCAAUGGAGGCGGUGGAGGCCGAGGCGGCCUUGGCGGUGCUGAUCAUUUUGAGAAGACGAUUCGCGUCCCUUCCGAAGCUGUUGGUAUGAUUAUCGGUAAAGGCGGCGAGACCAUCAAGGACAUGCAGCGCACCAGUGGCUGCAAGAUCAACGUGAACCAACCGCAGCCCCCAGAUGUGGAACGCAGCAUCGACCUGGCAGGCGACGCUCGUUCCAUGGAGGCGGCUGAGCGUAUCAUUUGGGAGAAGGUCGAAACCGUGCGCCAACGUGAUGCCGCAGGUGGCCGAGGCGGCAAAGGUGGCGGUGGAGGUGGACGUGACCAAGGCCCACCGCGUGCCUACGAUGCAUACUCACAAGCGCAAGCUGUGCCAAGCUACGGACAGUACAGUACACCAGCACCCCAGAUGCCACCCCAGGUGCCGGCAUUCCAGAUGCCAUCCGUGCAACAGCAGCAGCAGCAGCAGCAGUCUGUUAGUGGCCAGUCUGCCGUGGACCCAGUUGCGUACGCUGCCUGGUAUGCGCAGUGGUAUUCGCAGCAGUACCAGCAAAACGGCGCUGCUCACCCCGGAACACAGUGAUACGUUGAGCCGAACGCAAUGCUCGUGACGCCGAUGAGAUGAUAACGUGAUGGGGAGCCAGUCGACUUACGAUUCUCCCUGCACUCAGCAGUUGACUGAUCUUCUACGAUGAUACCCGUGUGUGGUGGUAACACAUGCGCAUGAUGUCGCCCGUCUAUGAGCCCGACAUGAUGCCUUUUGUUGCCGGAAUGAUGCGCCUGUCGUACGCUGAACGCUUUUCGCCCGGUGCCUUCAAUCGAAAUUGACUGGUGAAUGAUGAGGUCGACGUCUACUGAAGCUCACUGGACAUGAUCAUGUCUGCUAUGGUAUGCAUGCCUUGUUUCGGGCGCUCGUCUGUGGUGAAGCGCAAUCGCUGACGUUUUUUGAUGUCGAUGAAGCCUCGUCGCAAUGACUUGAGGUUGGUAACCUGGCCUGCUCCGCUCGCGUUUCAGCAGAGGUGCUUCUGCUGGCACAAUGUAAUCCGUACUGCGCUCCAUUCGCCCGCGUGGGAGUUCUCGCAGCUCCCCGGUACCAGUUCACUUGUGUGGCAAUGGAUAAGAUGGCAUUAUGCGAUCGUGGGAACUGCAUCUGUUCGCUGCUAGAGAGCACUGAUGCCUUGAUGUAUUCUAUGCGAUGCAACAAAAAUGCAAAUCCUC